AUGGCUCUCUUCACUGCCCUGCUUGCCUUAACUCUUUUGGCCCAGAUCAGCGCUUUUGACUUGGGCCAGUCUACCCGCUGCAUACCCAUACCUCGCCAGCUGAGUGUGUGUCAUGAUGUGGGCUACUCAGAGAUGCGACUGCCUAACCUCCUGGGCGAUAGCAGCCUGGAGAGUGAGGUGGUGCCACGCUCCAACGACUGGCGUUCCCUGCUGCAGACAGGGUGCCACCCUCAGGCCCAAACCUUUAUCUGCUCUCUUAUCGCUCCUGUCUGCCUAGACACUUUUAUCCAGCCUUGUCGAAGUCUGUGUCUGGCUGUGAGGGACAGCUGUGCUCCAGUCUUGGCUUGCCACGGCCAUCAAUGGCCUGAAGAACUGGACUGUGAUCGUUUCCCCGCUCAAGACGACAUGUGUCUCACACCACUGCCCAAACAUAUCAGCAGGUUCUCUAAAGAUCUCCCCAAGCCUGUAUGUCAGUCGUGUCCUCCAGUAGAUGAGCUUCCUUCUCUGAAGACAGUGAUGGAUGCCCUUUGUCUUACUGACUUUGCCGUUAAAGCCAAGCUGUUCCGCCGCCGCGUGGCUUCAUCGGAGCCAGAGCUCGAGGUGGAGGGAAAGGUGGAGUUCAUCCAGCGCGGCCCGCUGCUUCCAUACGACACCAACAACCUGCUACAGCAAUGGCUGCUGCUCAACCUGCGCUGUGCGCAUGCACUGGUGAAGCCCGGACGCGCGCAGCUCUACCUGAUCACCGGCACGACGCGCUCCGACGGCACCGUGGAGCUCACGCACCUUUUCCCCUGGUUAAAGAAGGACCUGCACAUAGCCGCAGCUACCCGCAAGUGGAAACACCACAAGUGCUGA
Tachysurus vachellii is the source of this 855-nucleotide messenger RNA. It is a transcript of the gene szl, whose product is annotated as sizzled. Gene Ontology annotation, biological process: non-canonical Wnt signaling pathway; canonical Wnt signaling pathway; negative regulation of canonical Wnt signaling pathway. The transcript has 4 exons. The coding region runs from base 1 to 855 and encodes 284 amino acids. Lineage: Eukaryota; Metazoa; Chordata; Actinopteri; Siluriformes; Bagridae. The record is from RefSeq and is a predicted model, not a curated record. Gene Ontology annotation, molecular function: Wnt-protein binding.